AUGUCUGACGAUAGCAGCCAACAAGGCCUUUUUGGAACGAGAGCUCGUUUCGUCGUUCUUCUUCUCGUCGUGCUUUGUCUCACUUCCGUUUGGUCAAACAUUCUCACCUUUAAUUUCGCUGUGAUCUGCAUGAAUCCAGAAGUUGAUGAACUUGAGAAAGCUCAUAUUUCACGAAGAGACGCUGAUGAUUCGGAUGAGGAUGAUUUUAGGAAAAAUUCGACGAUAUUUAAUGAUACGAUAAUUGACAAAAUGAUGAAGGAAAGGAUCAGCUUCACAUCACAACAGCAAACUUAUGCUAUUUCAAUAGUGGCUGUUGCAGCGAUUUUGGCAAAUUUUCCAGUGAUUUUUCUCGUCAAUCGAUUCGGAGUCCGGAGAGUCUUUGGGAUUGGUGGUUUACUGUCCGCGAUCACAACGAUUUUGAUCCCUUUUGGAAUUCGGUUCGGUUACCCAUAUUUCCUCGCUCUCCGCUUUCUCCAGGGACUCGCUUUUGCUGCAAAUUUGCCGGCAAUUGGAGCUUUUUGUGCACGAUGGGCUUACCACAAACAGAAUGGUCUAUUUAUUGCCUCAACUGUUGCUUAUCUCCAAUUGGCGCCUGGAUUCACGAAUCCAAUUUCUGGGCCAAUUUGUGAACAUCUCGGUUGGCCAUCUGUUUUUUACCUCCACGGAUGUGUCGGCUUGGUUCUUUUUAUUAUUUAUGGCUUUUUCUACCGCAACAACCCCGGGAAACAUCCAUUUGUUGGCGACAUCGAAAAAAAUAAAAUUGGACGCGAAAAACCCAUUCAUGAAGGUAAAAAGGCAGCUCAGCGAGUCCCCUAUGGGGCGAUUCUUUCAACUCCAGCGAUUUGGGCUGUCUGGAUUGCGGCAAUCGGCAGUUUCUCCGUUGUCAAUCUCAUCUUUCUCUACUCGCCCACUUAUAUGAGCAAAGUCUUGGGCUACUCGAUCUCACACAGUGGCUUCACAUCAGCAUUGGGACCACUUGCUCAAGCUGCAAUGAAAGUUUCUGUUGGUGGAGUGAGCGACAAAAUUCGUUUCAUGAGUGAAGUCAACAAAUUGCGAAUGUUCAAUUCGAUUGCUAUCUUCGGCAGUUUCUUUUUUCUAAUCGUUCUCUCGUUUGUUGAUCCAAAAUAUUCGACGAUUUGCGUUCUGUUGUUUGGUACAGCGAGUGGAAUUAUCGGGGCAAAUACAGGCGGAUUCUUUCGAGCGGCACCGAUUCUCAGUAAACAAUACAGUCAUUUUGUCACUGGAAACAUCUCACUUGCAAUCACAGUGACAAUGGUGAUUGUCCCAUUCAUUGUAAAUGCAAUCGUAAAAGAAAAUCGUGCGGAUGAGUGGAGAAUGGUUUUCUGCAUUCUUGGUGGAUUUAUGGCAAUCACAAAUGUCAUUUUUGUUCUUCUUGUCAAGGGAGAGCCGUGUGAAUGGACUGAGUCAAAUCCACACAAAAACAUCAUUUCUCCGAUAAAAACGAUUCCAAAAGAAAUGGAAUCAACAACAGAAUCUGCUUUUUCACAUGUUGAUCACAUGGAAAAUGAUCAUCAGAAAAAAGUUUUCUCGGUUUUAAAUUACAGUAAU
Messenger RNA from Mesorhabditis belari, 1569 nucleotides. Lineage: Eukaryota; Metazoa; Nematoda; Chromadorea; Rhabditida; Rhabditidae. The record is from the annotation of a GenBank genome assembly.